Molecule: messenger RNA, 7548 nt
Organism: Alosa sapidissima (American shad)
Lineage: Eukaryota; Metazoa; Chordata; Actinopteri; Clupeiformes; Clupeidae
Gene: kif26ba
Product: kinesin family member 26Ba
Exons: 15
Coding region: 463-7239 (2258 amino acids)
Biological process (GO): microtubule-based movement
Molecular function (GO): ATP binding; microtubule motor activity; microtubule binding
Source: RefSeq, a predicted model, not a curated record
UUCACUCUCCCGUGGGCUGUAGGCGCUCCCAGAACGACAGACAGGCAGUUUUCCCUGCGAGGAUAGCGCAGCUGACAGUCUGGCUGUGGCAAAGCGCGUCCUGCUCCUGGUCUCGCCACCACGUAGCCUGCAGUCUCCGGGCAUUUCGGCUCUGCGCCCCUGCUUGCAAUGCUGCCUUGGCUUGGUCGGAAAACCAAAGCAGUGCGCACGCUGCUUGGAUAUCAGAAGUCACCGUAGGCAGAGGAAGUCGGAAUCCCACAGAUCUCCAACUAGUGCAAGUGGAAUUACUGAUUGCAGCUGUUGCAGCCGCUCUAUGGAUAGUCUACUGCAUAAUUCUUAUCCGCGAAACUAAACUUGGAAGGGAGAAGAUUGUGGAAUUUACGGAACACUGAUUUUGCCCACUUGGAUGUAACAGAUUAUUCAUAGCUUUACUUUCCCCUUUCCCUCUCCCUAACCUUCAACAUGACUUCUCUCUCUGGGCACAAAGAGAAGUCUGGGACUAGGAGUCGCAAAUAUGGGAUGACAGAUACCUCCCCGACCAAAUCUGCAUCUUUUUCUCCGGAGACCUGGUACCGGAAAGCGUACGAGGAGUCGAGGACCGGGAGCCGCCCGGCCCCUGAGGGAGCGGGCUCAAUGCCCGGUUCGUCUGGAACACCUUCGCCUGGAUCUGGUACAUCCUCUCCCGGGUCUUUCUCGGGCUCACCGGGCACCAUAUCCCCAGGAAUCGGGACCGGUUCGCCGGGCUCUUUGGGCGGAUCCCCAGGAUUCGGCACUGGGUCCCCGGGUUCUGGAAGUGGAAGCUCACCGGGUUCGGAUCGCGGAAUAUGGUGCGAAAACUGCAAUGCGCGGCUGGUGGAGCUGAAGCGACAAGCUCUGAAGCUGCUUAUCCCUGGACCGUAUUCCAGCAAGGACCCCUCGUUCGGCCUGCUUCUGCACGAUAAGCUGCAGGUCCCCAACAGCACGCGCAAGGCGUGGACCGAGCAGGAGAGCCGGUGUCCGGUGUGCGCCACGCACCUCAGCCAGCUCAAGCAGGAGGCCGUGCACAUGGUGCUGACGCUGGACCAGUGCGACGUGCCGCCCGGCUCGCCCCCGUCCCUCGCCAGCCUGGGGGGCGUGCGCGUCCCCAGCGCCAACCCCAACCCCGCGCGGGACUGGGCCUUUUUGCCCGCCACCUACCACUCGUCGCCAUCCUCUUCCUCCUCCGCGGCGGUACCGUCCAUGCCCGUCUCCGGUGGCAACAGCACGGGGAGCGCCAACGUCUCCAGCGGCAGCAGCAGCGGUGGUGGGGGCAUCAGUGGCAUCAGUGGCAUCAGUGGCAAUGGAGGAGGAGGAGGAGGCGGCGGAGGUGGCAUCGGGGGUGUCCACCACCACCAGGGCUACCCCAAGCACGGCGGCGCCAAGCCCAACAGCCUGGGGGUGAGUAGCGCGCCCGAGCGCAGGAACGGCUCCCUGAGCCACGCGGGCAAAGCUGGCACAGCUGGCACAGCUCAGACGCCGCUGCAGACGCAGCUCCUCAUGGGCACUGCCAGCGCCAGCACUGGCGCCAACAGUAACGUGCUCAGCUCAGUCGCCCUGGCAACGCACCAGUACCUGGAAGGCUCCUGGUCCAUGACUCGCGCCAACGGGGUCACCCUCUACCCUUACAAGAUCUCACAGAUGGUUCCCGAAGGAAACCGGGAGGGGUUGACCGAAGCCGCACUGAACCGCUACAACGCCGACCGGCCAACUAGCCACAGCACCCACAGCACUCCUGCCCCGCCACCUCCCGCAGUCACCACAGUGCCCUCUAGUGGCACCUCCGCAGCUGCGUCCUUCUUCGCCCGAGCUGCCCAGAAGCUCAACCUCUCCUCCAAGAAGAGGAAGCAGCGUCCGGCUGCCCCAGUGGCGAGCGACCCUCCCCUCUUCCCCACCAACUUCAGCGGCAUCCUCCAGGUGUCCCCCCCUCCGGCCCCCCCAUGCCUCCUCCGUGCUGUCAACAAGGUCAAGGACAACCCAGGACUGGGCAAGGUGAAAGUGAUGCUUCGCAUCUGCCCCGCGUCUCCCCCGGAGACGGCCGAGUCCAGCUCCUUUCUGAAGGUCGACCCGCGCAAGAAACAGGUGACCAUCAUGGACCCGGCGUCCAACACCCAGCCCAACGCCGCCCAGAAGCGGAGCAGCUCCAGCCAGGUCCCUCCCAAGAUGUUCGCCUUCGACGCCGCCUUCCCCCACGACGCCUCCCAGGCGGAAGUAUGUGCCGGAACAGUCGCUGAGGUCAUCCAGUCUGUGGUCAAUGGAGCGGACGGCUGUGUGUUCUGUUUUGGCCAUUCCAAACUAGGGAAGUCCUACACCAUGAUCGGGCGAGACGACUCGACGCAGAGCCUGGGGAUCGUCCCCUGUGCCAUCUCCUGGCUCUUCAAGCUGAUCAACGAGCGCAAGGAGAAGACGGGCGCACGCUUCUCCGUCCGCGUGUCCGCCGUGGAGGUCUGGGGCAAAGACGAGAACCUGAAGGACCUGCUGUCCGAGGUGGCCACGGGCAGUCUCCAGGACGGCCAGUCUCCAGGGGUCUACCUCUGCGAGGACCCCAUCUGUGGGAUGCAGCUCCAGAACCAGAGCGAGCUGAGGGCCCCCACAGCGGAGAAGGCCGCCUUCUUCCUGGACGCGGCCAUCGCCUCACGCUACAGCAGCAAGCCCGACUACGACGAGGAGGAGCACCGCAACUCCCACAUGCUCUUCACUCUGCACAUCUACCAGUACCGCAUGGAGAAGAGCGGCAAGGGCGGCAUGUCGGGUGGCCGUAGCCGCCUGCACCUGAUCGACCUGGGCAGCUGUGUGAAGGUGUUGAGUAAAACUCGUGACAGCACCACCGGUCUGUGCCUCUCCCUGUCCGCCCUGGGCAACGUCAUCCUGGCUCUGGUCAACGGCAGCAAGCACAUCCCCUACAAGGACAGCAAGCUGACCAUGCUUCUGAGAGAGUCCCUGGGUAACAUGAACUGCAGGACCACCAUGAUCGCUCACAUCUCCGCGUCGCCAAGUAACUUCUCCGAGACUCUGUCCACCCUGCAAAUCGCCUCCCGCGUCCUGCGCAUGAAAAAGAAGAAGGCCAAAGUAAGCGUGCAGUACACCUCCAGCUCUUCGGGGGGCGAGAGCUCGUGUGAGGAGGGCAGGAUGCGACGUCCGACGCAGCUGAGGACGUUCCACUCCCGCAACGUGGUGGACCCCGACAUGCCGCUGCUGCACCUCUCGAGCGACCACGACGACUACUCCAGCAGCGAGCAGUCGUGCGACACGGUCAUCUACGUGGGCCCCAACGGCUCUGCGCUCUCCGACAAGGAGUUGACGGACAACGAGGGACCGCCGGAGUUCGUGCCCAUCAUCCCGUCGAUCCACAAGAACAAGGCGGAGUCGGCGGGGGCAGCGGGCAAAAGUGGGGCGCUGUCCCCCCAGAAGCCCCCGCUGGCCGCGUGCCAGCUGCCCCUGCUGCAGGCUGGGCUGACCCCGGUGCCCGUGCAGGCGGUCCAGCCGCUCCACUCGCAGGCGCUGGCGCCGGUGCCCGAGGAGGGUGCGGAGGCCGAGAAGCCCGAGAAGGACUGCCUCAAGUGCAACACGUUCGCCGAGCUGCAGGAACGGCUCGAGUGCAUCGAUGGCAGCGAGGAGGUCACCAAGUUCCCCUUCGAAGAGGUUCCCGCUUGCAGGGCCACCGGCAAGGUCGAGCCCGUUCCCGCGGCCGAGGCCGCUCUCCAGGGCCACGACCCGAGGGUCGCCGAGCCGUCCACGCCGAAGCGGAUCUCCAACGACCAGCAGCUGGAGGAGAUCCGCGAGGCGGUGGAGGAGGCCGAGCUGGCCCAGUCGAUUAUCGAGAGCCUGACGCAGUCGUCCGCCGCGCUGACCAGCAGCCGAAGCGUGACGGGCAGCAGCAGUGGCGGCGUCAGCCAGAUCGUGCCCCUGCAGCGCGCCAAGAGCUCCAGCCUGCACGACAGCCGCGAGUCCAUCAGCGGCGCCAGCGGCAGCGAGGGCAAGCCGCGGUCCAUGGGCUCUCCGCGCCUGGGCAUCGCCAGCCUGACCAAGACAGCCGAGUACAAGCCGCCGCUGUCGCCCUCCCAGCGCAGCAAGGUGUACACGCAGAAGUGCGUGAUGCCCGGCACGCCGCCCUCCUCGUCCUCCUCGCACAAUCUGACCAAGGACGGCGGGCAGUCCUCCACAGAGUCGCUCCUAAUCCAGCCGGAGUCGCGGACCUCGCCCGUGGGCGUGAGCAUGGGGUCGGCCGAGACGCUGUGCGAUGACGCUGUGCCCCAGCUCCCGCUGGACGGUGGCAGGAAGGACGCGGCGGCAGCGGCAGCGACAGCGACGGCCACGGUCCUGCUACAGCGCCCCCUGGAGACCAACGGCGAGGACGAGCUGGUGUUCACGCUGGUGGAGGAGCUGAGCAUGGCGGUCAGCGGCGGCGUUGGCAGCGGAGGAGGAGGAGGAGGCGGCGUCAUGCUGGAGAAUGGCCGGCCCACUAGCAUCAUCAGCUUCAGCAGUGACUGCUCUGUCCAGGCGCUGGCCUCGGGGUCGCGCCCCGUCAGCAUCAUCAGCAGCAUCAGCGAGGACCUGGACCGCUACGCCGCGGUCACCGCCAUCUCCACCACCGCCACCGCCACCAUCUCGGAGGCCAACCUCGCCCGUUUCCUGCCCACCCAGGGACGCAUGGACGGGGAUCCCGUGGCGGGAGUGACAGCGGGCAUGACGGGGGGUCAGUUGCUGCCCGAGCCCAGCCGCCGCUCGUCCAUCAGCUCCUGGCUGAGCGAGGUGAGCACGGGCAGUGAUGGAGAGCAGUCCUGCCACAGCUUCGUUGCGCAGCACUGCUUCGGCCAGGGCGAGGCCAUGGCUGACCCGCAGCUGCCCGAAGAGGCCCAGGUGGACUCGGCGAGGAGUGCGAGCGGACGGAAGACUCCGGAGAGUGACACGGUUUUGGUCAAAGGGGACAAACCAAACGAGAAGAGCACCCCUACUAAGGAGCGGCUGAGCAGGAUGUCCCCCACGAUCAGCAGGACGACAGUCUCCGUGUCCACGGUCCAGACACUGUCCACUACCAGCGGCUUAGUGCCCUUUAAAACCACCAUUACAGUGCACCCUUGUGUGGCCGUCAAGCCAAUGAUCAUCCAGGAUUUUACCUCUCUUUCCUCUCCUACUAAAACUGCCCCACACAAAGACGGCAAAUGCCCCCUGAUGCCUCUCUCCAGUGACAUCCUCUUCGAUGACCCCUGGAUGAAGAGGGACUGCGAGGACUUCAAGGUCAAAGACAUAGUCUGUGAGGUCAAGCCGGAAAAGCGCCUGGCGGACUCGGUCAAGGCCAGGGGCGGAGUGGAGAGGCGCAGCUCCAGCAGUGGCGAAGCGGUCUGCUCGCCGGACACCUUCAAGCGGGUGGUGGACGGCUGCGAGAUGGUGCUGGCCGCCUCCGACGGAACGACCGCUGCCGUGUUCUCGGCCGACAUCCUCCGCACGGGCAGCCUGCCGCGCGGCUGGCACCGGCUGAACCGCCAGGACGACCUGGAGGACGCCGCCGGACUGCGCUACGCCAGCGGAGAGUACCGAGGGCUCGGGGUCACGACCUCCACGCCCUGCAGCCCCAGAGCCACGCUGGAGAGGAGGGGCUCGUCCUCCAAGCAGGGCCUCUUCGCCCGGCAGAAGGGGAUUCCGCCGCUGCCCCCGAUACGCAAGUCCAGCCUGGACCAGAAGAACCGAGCCGGCCCGCUGCACACGACCGGCAGCAUGCUGACGCUGUCCUUCCUGGGCAGCACGCCCGACGACCUCGGCGGAAACGGCAAGCAGAAGGGGUCGGGCAUGGAGAGUAGCCGUCUUUUCAGCGCCAAACUGGAGCAGCUGGCUAGCAGGACCAACUCGCUGGGGCGAUCUCACGGCGGUCACUACGACUGCCACUCCCUGGAGCGGGCCGAGAGCCUUACGUCCAUGGGCUCCAAAGGCGGCAGCGGCAACGGUGGCAGGGACACAACGAUGCCGCGAUCCGGGAGGAGUUUGACCCGCGGCUCCUCCGUGCCCUCUCCCACCAACGGAAACAACAACAACGUUCCGCAGUCGCCGGUCAAGGGCGGCCAGUCGAAGAUCUCAGCCGUCAGCAAGCUCCUGAUGGCCAGCCCCAAGGCCCGCAGCCUGUCCACCUCCAGCACCAAGACUCUCAGCUUCUCCACCAAGUCCCUGCCGCAGUCGGUCAACCGCAGCUCCAGCCUGCCCCCGAACGGCAAGAACCAGAGCGCCGGCUCGUGGUCCACCCAGUCCCUAAGCCGCAGCCGCGGGUCCGGCCUGGCCUCCAAACUGCCCCUGCGGGCGGUCAACGGGCGCAUCUCGGAGCUUCUCCAGGGCAGCGGGGGCUCGCGUGCUGGGCACGCCCGGGGGGCCUCCGACUCGGAGGAGCGUGGUGGCGGCAGCGGUGGCGGUCCGCAGCAAGGGGGUGAGGAGCGUCCGGUGGUCCACACGCUGCCGUCGCCCUACAGCAAGAUCACGGCGCCCCGUCGGCCGCACCGAUGCAGCAGCGGCCACGCCAGCGACAACAGCAGCGUGCUGAGCGGUGAGCUGCCCCCGGCCAUGGGCAAGACGGCGCUGUUCUACCACAGCGGGGGCAGCAGCGGCUACGAGAGCAUGAUCCGGGACAGCGAGGCCACGGGCAGCACGUCCUCCGCACAGGACUCCAUGAGCGAGAACAGCAGCUCCGUCAGCGGACGCAGAAGCCUCAAGAACUCCAAGAAGAGGAACAACACAGGUACGCAGAGGCGGCGUCUGAUCCCCAACCUGAACCUGGACACGGCGUCGCCGGUGAGGAAGCCCAUGAUCAGCCCGGGGGUGCGCUGGGUGGAUGGCCCCCUGCGGCCCGCUCAGAGGGGCCUGGCCGAACCCUUCGAGAUAAAGGUGUACGAGAUCGAUGACGUGGAGCGCCUGCAGCGGAGGAGGAUGGCCGGAAACAAGGAGGUGGUGUACUUCAGCGCCAAGCUGAAGAUCCUGGAGAACCGACAGCAGCGCAUCUCGGAGGUGCGGGCCAAGUACGACUGGCUCAAGAAGGAGCUGGAGCUGACCAAGCAGCACCUCAUGCUGGAACCCGAGAAGUGGACCACCGAGUUUGAUCUCCAGCAGACGUUCGAGGUGGACUCCCUUGAGUACCUGGAGGCUCUGGAGAUUGUGACGGACCGUCUAGAGACCCGGGUGAACUUCUGCAAAGCCCACCUCAUGAUGAUCACGUGCUUCGACGUCACCUGCCGGCGCCGGUAGAGGAAGUGGCUGCUGCAAUCGGUUGUCAGGAGUGAGAAUGAGCAAAGGACCAUGGGAAGUCGAAUUGUCUUGACCUCUCUGAUUGUUUUUGGACGAGUUUGGACCGUGAGGAAGUAGGACAAGUGGUUCAUCCUUCAAACGGUGACCAGGAAGAAUGGAAAAACACAAAAGACUAUUUUUCUAAAGUAGGAUCAUGAGACUGGACACUGGGAGGACAAGAAAAAUAAUAAAAAAAGACACGAAUGGAAGUUUUUAUCAGAGGAUGGCCCAUCUCCCCGGACUAGUCAAGCACUUUUUAAAAAACAAAAA